Molecule: messenger RNA, 243 nt
Organism: Penicillium malachiteum
Lineage: Eukaryota; Fungi; Ascomycota; Eurotiomycetes; Eurotiales; Aspergillaceae
Exons: 2
Coding region: 1-243 (80 amino acids)
Source: RefSeq, a predicted model, not a curated record
AUGUUACUGGACCAUGAUCCCAAGAAGGAGCUAGACACCGAGCACCCCUUCCGUCGGGAUGGACUACUGCGUCAAUGCUAUGAGCAGGCCUGUGACUUUGCUGUCCAGAUGUGGGUCAGGGAUGAAUCAGUAAUCCGUUUUGAGGACAAAAUCAACGAGAUAGGGCGGGCAUGCGCACCACGAAAAGAUGGUGGUCCAGCGGGCAUGAUGGCCAUGAUACUCCGUUCGAUGGUUCAACCGUAG